AUGCGAGGCACGCCGCGAGUAUCUGCCAUCCCCGCAUCUCAGAACACCGCGCCCGUUGCUGAGUUCCGCUGCUUGUUCACCCACGAUACACGCAAGAAGCAAAAGAAAUGGCAAGAUGGCUACCUCAAGUUCCACUCUUUCAACAGCCGCGUUAUCGUGUAUGACGCGUCGCGGUUCACUGUUGGAGACACGUACUACAAAGACAGUAAUGAGCUGCAGGAAGGCGAUGAACUCAUGCUGGAUAAAGGCGUCAUGGUCGAGGUAGCUGAGCCCAUUGGAGUUACGCAGACAGACCUCACGCCUCUAUUCGAGCGCAAAACGAAGGAAUCGCCACAGCGCGACAAUGCCGCACGUUUUCAGAGGCCGCUGCCCCGACCGACUAUCCCCGCAAGCAACCCUCUUCGAGCGGCGUCGCAGCUCCGGCACAAGUCGCUCAACGCCUUAUUAGGAACACCAAGAGGGCCGAUGGGCAAGGCUGCUCCAAUCAGGUCGCCUUUUGAAGAGAGGAUGGAGAAGGAGAACCAAAAUUUCGAGGAAAGAGCGGCCAAGAGGCAGAAGACGGCACAUACGGUACAAGCCCAACAGGUACCCAGCCGCGUUGCACCAAUAGAGACUGCGCCGAAGAAGGCUCCUUCUCUUUCUGCUAGGCCACCGCAUACCAACAGCCCUGGGAUCAAUCCACGACCACAGGUAGUCCCACCCGGCGCGACGAUUAUCAGCUUGAGCUCCCAACCUGAGGCAGACAACAUUCCGUCCGAUGUCACAUUGCCCCACACACCUUCUAGAUCGGAUCCAGUGGCUCUCCCACCGAUUACUGCCUUUGUACCGGCUCGGAAGGGGCCAUCGCCACAGCAGAAAGCUGCCCGUUUGACCCCGAAGCUGCCCAAGGGCAAGGUACCAGUACCCCACGUCAAGGCCCAGCAGACACCCCGACCAGAUCGAGUACCUUCUUCGCCGCCGGUCAGCGCGGCUAAUCGCAUUGCAAAUGUCGACUUUGCCAUCCAACCUGCGUCAGAUUCCAUGAGGGAAUCGUCUCCAGUUCCAUCACCCCCUCAACCUUUGCAGGUUAUUGAAAAAAGGAAGACAAAGUCACUCAAGUUGUCGACAGGAGCGAAGCGAGGGAUGUUGUUGUGCCAGUCCGCGCCGACAAGGAGGCGAAUAAGUCCGAACGAACCGAAAGGUCCUCACAGGGACAGAAUUGUUGUGCAAGGUGCGACGGUAAAAGCUGGCCGUCCUGGGAGAGAUGUCAGUACCACCUUAGGACCAUCCUUAGAGACAGGAGAGUCUGCGAGGAGACCUGAAUCAGCGCCCGUGGACAUUUUGGAUGACCUGGAGUUGGCGCAUGGAUUCAUGGACCAGCAAUUGUUGGUGUCUCCGUCGCCGCCUAAUCUUCACCACAGCCCGACAGCGUCGAAGUCUCCUAUAAUACCCAAGCCUUCAACUACGAAACAACCACCAACGAAAAAAUCUUCCAAGAGCGCCAAAAGAGCAAGCGAACCAUCUGCUGAAGAUCCUGUACCUAAGCUAAAGAGACCCAAAGCCACGCAGGCGAAAGAGGAUGCAGCUAAGCCUCCUGUGAGAAAGAAAAAGGUCGAGAAACCAAAUCCGCCUGUUAACUCACGCUCGCCUUCUCCUGCACCGCUACCACAUGCGUCGGAAGCGACCUCGCGAGAUGGUUCCAUUGUGCCCUCUAACCGAGCAAUUGACCGACCACGAAAUGCUUCCACUUCGGCAUCAUCCAGUAGACUAGCGGCUUUGUCAACUGGUGGCUUCAACAAGAAGCGCAAGGGAGCCUCAGCAUGCUCAACAGCUUCCGAGGACCUAGCCCCACCUCCACCCCAACGAUCCACAACCGUAACUCUUCCUCCUCAUCCUCUUCGAUCCACUAAAAACGGUCCAUUGAUGAGCACAACCGAGCUUUCAGCACUUCUCCAAAGCGGCCCUAAAUCCAUGCCUCUCGAAGACGACCCGAUCGAGGACAGUACCCAGGGAGACACCAACAUCUCGCCUUCCAAACGUUCCUCUGGCUUCAAACGCUCCCGCAGUGAGAACGACGCACCCAUCCCAUCCACCAGCGAGGAAUGGGAGCAGCGGAACAUGCCCAAACAUCAGGGCACGAGCAAACCCGCACCCGCAUCUGGCAGCGGUAACACAAAGCCGAAAGCAGGCGGUCUCGCAGCGCUGGUCCAGCGAACGGACCCGCGGCGCAAGUUUCAGCGCGCGCAGAGUCUGAGCGUGGAUGCUGGGAAGGCAAACGAGAGUGCUGAGGCGCCGGAGAUAAAGACGCCGCCAGUCGAUAAUGAUGUUGGACCUUGGAGUAGCGAAGCUUUUGACCUUUUUGAUUGGCGACCACCUGGGAAGGAGUGGAGGGCUGACGGGCCGAAGAUGAGGUUGGUCGAUAUUGAUGAGGAGGAGGACAGAGGAGUUGGGCUGCUCGUUGAUGGACGGUAG
Didymosphaeria variabile is the source of this 2451-nucleotide messenger RNA. RefSeq lists its product as uncharacterized. The record is from RefSeq and is a predicted model, not a curated record. Gene Ontology annotation, biological process: double-strand break repair. The transcript has a single exon. NCBI's taxonomy places the organism in Eukaryota, Fungi, Ascomycota, Dothideomycetes, Pleosporales, Didymosphaeriaceae. The coding region runs from base 1 to 2451 and encodes 816 amino acids. Gene Ontology annotation, cellular component: nucleus; site of double-strand break.